This is a messenger RNA of Aspergillus bombycis, 924 nucleotides long. Its product is annotated as PTD012 family protein. The transcript has a single exon. Gene Ontology annotation, molecular function: hydrolase activity, acting on ester bonds; zinc ion binding. Lineage: Eukaryota; Fungi; Ascomycota; Eurotiomycetes; Eurotiales; Aspergillaceae. The record is from RefSeq and is a predicted model, not a curated record. Gene Ontology annotation, cellular component: nucleus. The coding region runs from base 1 to 924 and encodes 307 amino acids.
AUGGAUAGCAAUCUUCCAGUCAAGAACCUCGCACUUAAUCCGCCUCCCCUCUCCGAGUUGGGUCAAGUCAUUGGUGAGCGAUUGAGCCGGCAUUUUGGUCAUGUCGUGGCCAAUGUUGUUCCCUGUCCCGAUCUGCGCCAGCCGCCCUUCCAUCUAGCUGGGGAAGGCCUUUGCGGCAACGAACGUAUUGCAGAUAUCGGUGGGCCUCCGCAUCUACGGCCGUCUCCACGCCUGGACAAGAAGUACUCACUGCCGAACAUAAUGGGAGUAAUCGAAACGGGCCAGCAAAGCUUUGUUUUGGGUGCAGCCGCUGGCCCAUUCCACAUAAUCGGACAGAACUCCGAACUCAUGCCGAAUCUGGCACGCGGACCUGAUGGUGAGUGGCAGAACGAGACGCACUACGCAAAGGUCAACGAAGAGGGGCAAUGUCAACUGGCCAAGGUGCCCGACGACUCCAAAGACUUUGGCUUGAUGGCCAACCUGUUCGCUUCCGACGGCCUACCAGGAGAAGUCAUUCAUGUUCGGGCGAAGCGCCGGACAGGCGACCUGAACUUCACGGAAGCGAUUCAAGAUGCACUGAAAACAGAAUAUGGCGGGCGGCCCAUCAGCAUCGGCGGCGUCUUCCUCGUUCGUAGUGGGAGGACCAAACUCCAUGUCAUGACUGACUUUAGUCCCGAUCCUUGUCCCGGGCCCGAUCACGAAUGGUUCAAGUAUUAUGACUCGUCAGCGCCGUUGAUCUGUCUCACCGUAUUCCACUCGGCGGACUCAGAGGGCUGGGAUUUGCGCAUGGAGCACGCGCAUUGCUUCUCGACCCAUGGGAUGGGUGGACAUUACCACUACGAUACGACGGCAGAAGAAGUCGAAUAUGAAGCCUGGCUGAAUACCGCUAAGCUGCUUUAUCGGAUUGACCAGCCCGGGCAGUGA